GUUUCGUCUCGUCUCUCUUCGUCGUCUCCCAACAAAGGACAACGACUGACUCCUUCAUUCGUCUCUCCUUUCUCUCAUUAUUUCUCUCACUGCUCUCACGAGUAUUACACUUGCUUCAUCUUUUCAUUUUCCUUCAAACCCAACUCUCAUAAUACCAUUCCCGACCACAUAUACAGCCCUACGCAACUCCGUUUCCCAAUCCCAUCGCAUUCAAAAGCUUCCACCUAUACCAUACCACACCACGACACAAGCGCAUUGCCCAGCCUUUACCAAGCAAUCCCCAGUCGUAUUUCUCAAUCCCCAAGACUCAGAGAGUACCCGUCACCUGGUAAAAAGGUUAACGCCGCGGCCUGACCGGGAUAAUAUACAACACCCAUCACUUUCGCCUUCUCCUCCACCUUACUUCCAACCUCACUCCCUCUUGCGAACACACCAACCCUUCGCGCAAUAGCAAUGGCAUCUCAGAAAUACGACCCGCCCGCAGGCGCACCACCCGCAUACCCUCAAUCCCCCCCUCCCGCACACACCGACGCUGGCUACGGCCCUCCCGUUCCCUACCAACAACCCCAACCCUACUACAACAACACCGGCUCGCCCGCACCCCCAGGCUCCAACGCAGAUUUCUACGGCGGUGCGUCCCCGAACCCAUACGCCCAGCAGCAGCAGGGUUACGGCCCCCCUCCGCCACAGGGCCAGUAUGGUCCUCCGCAAGGGCAAUACGGUCCCCCGCAGGGCCAGUAUGGGGGUCCCCCGCCGCAGCAGGGGAUGUACUAUCAGCAGGGUCCCCCGCCGGGGGGUUAUUAUGAUGAUAGGGGUGGGAGGAGCGGUGGUGGUGGUGGACUGAUGACGGGUCUUUUGGCGGGUUUGGCGUGCUGUUGCUGUUUGGACUGCUUGUUUUAAGGAGAGGGAGAGGGAGAGGGAAAGGAGAGUCGCCCUUUUCAAGGUUUUUCUUUUCGGGUUCAUUCUGGGUGUUCUUUUUACUUUCUCAAUUGUCAAAUCGUGUUUUUGAUAAGUAAUUCCAUCGAGAGCUUCUUCUUCUGAAGGAAAUGGCUCGGACACAUCACCAGCUGUUUGCGGGAAGAGUGCUUGAAUAUACCAAUACCAUCAUUAAAGUAACAACUUCACUAUGCUUCACUAUAUUAC
Molecule: messenger RNA, 1143 nt
Organism: Aaosphaeria arxii CBS 175.79
Lineage: Eukaryota; Fungi; Ascomycota; Dothideomycetes; Pleosporales
Exons: 2
Coding region: 454-900 (148 amino acids)
Source: RefSeq, a predicted model, not a curated record